CGGGGGCCAGUCAGUGUGUCCAGUAGCACAUGGAAUUGGUAAAGAGGUGACUGUGACAUGUGGUGCUGGACUCCUUUGCGGAGCUGUCAGGGGACAAGGAGAGAAGUGGCUUUCAAAGGUGUGGGUUUGAGACCCUUCUUCGAUGAGGGAGGGAUUCAGCAGCUCCGAGGGAUGCAAGGAGCUCACUCCCAAAUAUCUGGGACAGAAGCAGAAAAAAAGGAGAAAGACAGAAUCUCUCUGGAUUUUGAUUUUUCACCUCUUGUAGUGGGAGCGCCAAACUGGCAGAGGUGGAGGACGGUAGCAGUCUGAGUGGUGUGUAAUGAGUGAUCGGCUCCUGCAGGUAUCAGUGGAGUCAAUGACAGAGACGAGGAAUGGGGACGCAUGGAAACGCUUUGGAACAUGAAGAAGAGCUAUGAGCUGCAGGUACAAUCUAAACUGACCAUCCAGGAGGACACCAGAGAGGACCGUGAGCCCUCGACCCAGGGACGGGGACAAUGGGCCAGCAAGAUGGAGUUCCUACUUGCCGUGGCGGGACAGAUCAUCGGCUUGGGCAACGUGUGGAGGUUCCCCUACCUGUGCUACAAGAACGGAGGAGGCGCUUUCUUCAUCCCCUAUGUUCUGUUCCUCUUUGCAUGCGGAAUCCCCCUCUUCCUCCUUGAGACGGCGCUGGGGCAGUACACCAGCCAGGGGGGCAUCACCUGCUGGAGGAAGAUCUGCCCCCUGUUUCAGGGACUGGGCUUUGGAUCCCAAGUGGUGGUUCUUUACUCAAGCAUCUACUACAUCAUCAUUUUGGCUUGGGCCUUCUUCUACCUCUUCUCUUCCUUCAGCUCCAAGCUUCCUUGGGCCAGCUGUGGAAACUACUGGAACACAGCCACCUGUGUUGAGUUUGAUCAGAGGAACAUCUCAAACAACUGGACAUUUGUUGAAAAUGCAACAUCGCCAGUGAAGGAAUUCUGGGAGAGACGAGUGUUAAACAUCUCAGGGAGCAUCUAUGACAUUGGGCCCCCAAGAUGGGAGUUGGCUCUUUGUCUUCUGCUUUCCUGGAUCAUCUGCUACUUCUGUGUCUGGAAAGGUGUGAGGUCAACCGGAAAGGUGGUGUACUUUACGGCCACCUUUCCAUAUGUUAUGCUAGUGAUUUUACUGGUUCGAGGACUCACCCUGCCUGGAGCUAAGGAUGGAGUCAUCUUCUACUUGUACCCCGACCCCAGUCGUCUCACUGACCCUCAGGUAUGGAUGGAUGCGGGAACACAGAUAUUCUACUCCUAUGCCCUUUGCAUAGGUUGUCUGACAGCCCUGGGCAGCUACAACAAGUACAACAACAACUGCUACAAAGACUGCAUGUAUCUGUGCCUCCUGAACAGUGGGACAAGCUUUGUGGCUGGAUUUGCCAUCUUCUCCGUGCUGGGUUUCAUGGCCUACGAGCAGGGACUGGACAUCUCUGAGGUGGCUGAAUCAGGUCCAGGUCUGGCAUUCAUUGUGUACCCUCGAGCAGUGGCCAUGAUGCCCCUGCCUCAGUUAUGGGCAGUUUGCUUCUUCAUCAUGAUCAUCCUGCUUGGCCUGGACAGUGAGGUAGAGCACCACGUCCUUCAUAGAAAAUUUGUUGGCCUGGAGGCUCUUAUGACGGCCAUCUCUGACAUGUACCCUGUCGUCUUUCAAACUGGUCACUGGCGCAAGAUCCUCCUCCUCGUCAUCAGCAUAGGAGGCUUCCUCGUUGGCCUGGUCAUGGUCACAGAGGGUGGGCUGUAUGUAUUCCAGCUGUUCGAUUACUAUGCUUGCAGUGGAAUGACCCUCCUGAUCUUUGCCAUUCUUCAGUCGAUCUGUGUUGGUUGGGUUUACGGUGCAAACCGACUGUAUGAUAACAUCGAGGACAUGAUCGGGUACCGACCAUCAUCUGUAAUGAAAUACUGCUGGCAAUACUGUACCCCCUUUAUCUGUACGGCCACCUUCAUCUUCUCCCUGAUCAAGUUCACCCCUCUCAAAUUCAACAAUGUCUAUGAGUACCCUUGGUGGGGUUACUCCAUUGGCUGGUUCUUCACCCUCUCCUCCACGCUCAUGGUUCCUCUCUUUAUGGUCUAUGGCAUAGCUGUCACCCCAGGGACCUUACGGCAGCGACUGCGUGCCCUCUGCAUGCCAGCAGAGGACCUACCCAUGACUGUGGCACGGAAAGAGUCUCUCAUACCCACAUUGUAUGGACCUACGGGACUCCAAAGUCUGUACUUGUGAGUUCUUGGGGUCACCUAGUUGGAUCCCACCCACAUGGGACAUUCUCUAUCUCACUUUUGCCCCCUCCUCCUAAUGAUCUCUAGUAUGGACAGUGGAAACUAUGACUUCCAGAUGACCUUGUGCCUCUCAUGAGAAAGAAAAUGGCCUUUUGUCUUUGUCAUGGGUUGUUUUUUAGGUACUGUAUAAAUACUUGCAGGGAAAUUCACAAUAGAAAUUUACUGUAGAGGUAGCUGGAUACUCUGUCUUUCUGUGGCACUAGAACAAAAGGAUGCCCUGAUGAUGCUGUGGACUACAGACUGAUGAUUUGUCCUCAGCAUGAGACUUAGGACAAUAAAGCAAGGAGCUCAAACUGGUCAAGGAGAUGUAAAGUCCUGCUUGGAAAGCUCCACCGCCAGCAGAAACUCCCCAUUUGGAGCUGCUCAUGAAAACACGUAGUGUGUUGUGCUACAUGUACCCUGGAUCCACGCGACUUCAGGUCAACAAACGCCAUUCUUGUGCAAUGUGAUGGGUGACUGGGGCCUGGAAUAGAUACUGCAUAUCCUGCAAUCUUAUCCUACUAAGUGAUUGUGCUGAUUGAUGGCCACACUAGAGCCAGGGCUCUUUACGGAGAACUGAGCUCCUGGUGUGGUCCCCCGAAUCUCACAUUCUUUUCUGAGACCAUUUCAAACAUGAGGUUCCAUUGACUUUUUUGUUACCUUGUCUGGAGGUGUACUUUUAAUUUGUUUAGUAAACACUCAGAAAGGCUUCCUCUGAUCAGUUUCAUUUUAUCAGACCACAUGGCCUUUUGAUACAUGGUGUUUUGCAGAAUGCAUGUGGUUUAUAGAGAUUCUACGACCAUUAAUAAAGACGUUUUCUCUGA
Molecule: messenger RNA, 3082 nt
Organism: Scleropages formosus (Asian bonytongue)
Lineage: Eukaryota; Metazoa; Chordata; Actinopteri; Osteoglossiformes; Osteoglossidae
Product: sodium- and chloride-dependent GABA transporter 2-like
Exons: 15
Coding region: 382-2223 (613 amino acids)
Biological process (GO): nitrogen compound transport; amino acid transport; sodium ion transmembrane transport
Cellular component (GO): cell projection; plasma membrane
Molecular function (GO): gamma-aminobutyric acid:sodium:chloride symporter activity
Source: RefSeq, a predicted model, not a curated record